Myripristis murdjan (pinecone soldierfish) is the source of this 5115-nucleotide messenger RNA. It is a transcript of the gene fech, whose product is annotated as ferrochelatase. Gene Ontology annotation, biological process: heme biosynthetic process. Gene Ontology annotation, molecular function: protoporphyrin ferrochelatase activity. The transcript has 11 exons. The record is from RefSeq and is a predicted model, not a curated record. Gene Ontology annotation, cellular component: mitochondrion. NCBI's taxonomy places the organism in Eukaryota, Metazoa, Chordata, Actinopteri, Holocentriformes, Holocentridae. The coding region runs from base 186 to 1403 and encodes 405 amino acids.
CGGGCGGCUUGACGGCGGGCAGUCGGCCGGGGUGUUGAAGGAAUCCGGCUGGUGAAUCUGACCGGCGAGCGACUUUCUCACUGAGGGGAAGAGACUUUACCGGGAGCCGCUGAGAGGAGAGACAAGCGUCCGACAGUCGAGCGGGGAAAGCGGCUUUGCUGAGGAAGGAAAAGCGGCAGAAUACCAUGAUGGCAGUCCUGGGCAGCGCCGGACGCUUUAUACAACUGUGUUCAGUGGCGAGGAGCAGCGUCGGCCUCAGUGUGAGGAGGCGAUCCACCGCCGCCGCCUUGGCCCAGCCUGUGAGUCCAGAGACACAGGAGAACAGGAAGCCCAGGACGGGCAUCCUGAUGCUGAACAUGGGCGGACCUGAGAAACUGGAAGACGUUCACGACUUCCUGCUGCGGCUCUUCAUGGACACGGACCUGAUGAAACUCCCUGUGCAGAACAAACUGGGUCCGUUCAUCGCCAAGCGCCGCACGCCAAAGAUCCAGGAGCAGUACAGCAAGAUCGGAGGAGGCUCGCCCAUCAAGCACUGGACCUCCAUGCAGGGCGAGGGCAUGGUCAAGCUGCUGGACGAGAUGAGCCCCGACACAGCUCCUCAUAAGUUCUACAUCGGUUUCCGUUACGUCCACCCGCUGACGGAGGAGGCCAUCGAGGAGAUGGAGAAGGACGGCGUGGAGCGAGCCGUCGCCUUCACACAGUACCCGCAGUACAGCUGCUCCACCACAGGCAGCAGUCUGAACGCUAUCUACCGUUACUAUAGCAACAGAGGAGACAGGCCCAAGAUGCGCUGGAGUGUCAUCGACCGCUGGCCCACACACCCUCUGCUGGUGGAGUGUUUUUCAGAGCACGUUCGUAACGAGCUGCUGAAGUUUCCAGAAGAGAAGAGAGACGACGUCGUCAUCCUGUUCUCAGCUCACUCACUACCUCUGGCUGUGGUAAACAGAGGUGACCCCUAUCCUCAGGAAGUGGGGGCCACAGUGCAGAGAGUGAUGGAGCGACUGGGGCACUGCAACCCCUACAGACUGGUGUGGCAGUCCAGGGUGGGCCCCAUGCCGUGGCUUGGCCCCCAGACGGACGAGGUGAUCAAAGGCCUGUGCGAGCGAGGGAAGAAGAACAUCCUGCUGGUGCCCAUCGCCUUCACCUCCGACCACAUCGAGACUUUACACGAGCUGGACAUCGAGUACGGACAGGUGCUGGGGGAGGAGUGCGGAGUGGAAAACAUCAGGAGAGCAGAGUCUCUGAAUGGGAAUCCUCUCUUCAUGAAGGCGCUGGCGGACCUGGUCCAGUCCCACCUGAGGUCCAACGAGCCGUGUUCCCGCCAGCUGACGCUCAGAUGCCCGCUGUGCACAAACCCCACCUGCGGGAAAACCAAGGCCUUCUUCGCCAACCAGAAACUCUGAUGCACACACACACACACACACACACACACACACACACACACGGGAAACACACACACACACACACAAACCACACUUUGAUGCUUGAUUCUGCAUCAGUGCUGCCUGCGAAGAAACUUAGGCCUUCUUUGUCAACAUGAAGCCCGCACACACACACACGCACACACACACACACACACACACACACACACACACACACACACACACACACACACACCAUGUCUCUCCAACAAACACAGGGUUCUAACAUUAUUCGAACAUAACAUGAAAAACCUGGCCGAAUAAUAUUUGCAGAUACAUUUUCACAGCUUGUUUUAUUCGCCCUUGCGUGCCAGACGGGCGGGGCUUCAGCCAAACAAAUCAAAAUGUUUACCGUUUAGAUUAAAAAAAAACAUAUUCUCAUCUGGGAUUGACCGCCUGCUGUCGAUGAUGUGAAAGUGUCUGAGUUUCUAAACCCCGCCCACCGGGUGCAGCCAGGGGCGUAAAACAAACGCUAAGAAGGGUUAGCAGAUGUUAUUUGGUGGCGGACUGUCCGGCGCUACAGGAAACAAGCCUUGCACUCUUUGUUUUUUAUUGUUUAGUUCAGUUUAGUUUUGCUUACAUUCCAUCCGCUCGGCCCCUGCAGAACUCCAUGGGAGACCCCGUUUCUCGCUGGUGCUAAACAAGAGGGCGGCCACACCCCACACAAGGAAUCUGAUUGGCUGUUUCUUUCUCUCUGUCUCCGCCCCCCCCUGCAUCCCAGAUGUGUCCUCGCACCCUAUUGGCCCGCUUGUCUAAACCCCGCCCCCUCCUCCUCCUCCUCGUGCUGUGAUUGGAGGAGGUGGAUGCUACUCAGAGCGCUGCUGCUGCUGCUGAAUGCACGUUAGGGUUUUUUUUUGUUGUUGUUUUUGUUUGUUUUUCUGUUUUCCGGGUCAAAUCCCGGAGCGCAGGGCUCGAGGGCCGCAAAGGGAAGAGAGGGAAGCCUGGAGGCCGUUACCACGGCGAUGUGACAGGUGGAAGAUGAGCACGUCAAGCUAGGCAAACAUGGAAAUGAGGUUCACGUCAGUGGUUCUCGACCUGCACGUCGUUAUUAUCAUUUUAUUUUAUUUUUUUGUUCAAUAAUAAAUCGUGUUCAGCCUCCAGGCCUCCUUUAAUAACCAUCCAACUGCCUGAAAAGGGAAAAAUCAUCUUUUGUUUGUGCUGUUCAGCGCUUUGCAGACGACAGCGCGCAUCGCUUCAUUAAGGCAUCGUGAGCUAAAAAAAUGUAAAAAAAAAAAAAAAAAUGUAUAAAAGGUUGAGAACAAACUGCAGCUUGAGUUCAGCGUUAACCUGCUGCUUUAUGCGUUCUUUUAUUUAGCUGCUUUUCUAAGUGCAGGUGAGCAGGAACAAUUAUCAAUAUAGUAAUAAAAAUGAUUAUGAUCAUAAAAACCCUGGAGCUUCUUCAUAGAAAUCAAACCUCAGUGAAGGUCAGUGAAGGUCAGUGAAGGUCGAGGAGGAAAGUCAGUCAGACGGCAAAAUAUUCUCUGAUUAACGUCCGAUUAGUGAUCAAGCGCACUCACUACUGAUGUUUAAUAACUUUGAAAAUGACUGUUUCAGAAUGUACAGUUUGUAAAAACACCAACACAAACCUCGGUUUGGACUAACAAGUCAGAGAGGCGGCAGAAGCCCCGCCUUCUUUCAGCCGGAGAGGCGGAGCCUGACCGGUUUCCAUGUCAGCCGUCAGGAGCAUCAGCAUGAUGUUUCUUCUCUGAACUCCAAAUUAUCAAAAUGUCAAAAAGCUCAUUUCAUAACUCAGCAGGUUGAGUCUGAGGCAGCGGCUCCAUUUCAUGUUUUUUCUUUAAAUCAUUAGUUUUAUUUGUAAAGCUGGGGUGCAGCAGGGCGGCGUGGCACUUAAAGGAACAUUCCAACAGACUGAGACCAGAUGUUGGACACCAUCUUCACCUCUGGACGUCCAGAGGCUCAGUUCCUUUGGGUAGCAUUUCCUGUUAGCUUAGCAUAAAGACUUGAAGUCUAUGGGAGUCGUUAGCCUGAGUUCGAUCCCGUCAGCUGAGUCUCUAAAACGCUCACAUUUAAAUUUAUUAACCUAGUUCAACCCGACUUCCUGUGUUGACAGGAGAUUAACCUCUGACCCCGCUCAUGCCCCGCCCCCUCCACAUGCCCCUCCCUCGUCCCGUGCCGCCAUGACAACGUGCCUUUUCACACCGGCUGACUACACAGAGUGGGUUUGUGCUUUACAUGUUUGUGUGUGAAUUUUCCCAAAAUGUGGAAGAGAAAAAAAUCCCCCUGGAAGCUGAGCUGCUUCCUCUUCCUGUGAGAACCCAUUUCUUUUUUUUUUUUGUCAUUUUAACUCCGUGCUCGCGGCUCGUGACUGAAGAUAAGCGGCUGCAUCCUGCUGCUUUUGUUUUGGUUUGUUUGUUUUCGGCCCCGUUCAGCCGUUCAGCACGUCAGCUGAUGUAGAAAUGAUCAACAAGAACAAUUAUAAAAAUAUCACCAAGAGUUCAACAAAUUACGUUUCAUUUGGACACGCCCACAGGGUUCAGGUCAGGGCUCUGAUUGGCUGAGCGUUCAUGUGAAGCCCGUCUCAGCAAAUGGGCAGCAGGCCACACAUUUUGAUGACCAAUCACAGCUCUGGUGGGCGUGUCCUGCCCAGAACUCCGGUGGGAUCCAUAAUGACUCCUUGCAGACGCGUGAACGGCUGAACUCUUGUUGCUGCGAGACGUUCAGAGAAAUUCAGUUUUUUAGAUUUUGUACCCAAAUGAGGUUCAGGUAGCGUCGCCACUCACCGUUACAAAAAAAAAAACAACAAAACAAAACGAAAAGAAAACAGAAAGAAAAGAGGAGCUGUGACGUCACCCGCCGCCGCCGCCGCCGCCGCCGCCGCCACUCGUCACCCGCCUGCCAGGUUUCUUCUCUCUUUCCAAAAAAAACACAGAACAAGUCCAGCCGAAACGCCUGAAAUCUGAAAUGGAAAUUUUCUGAAGUUUUUGGUUGGUGUUACCGUGGUUACCAACUGCAGGCCGCCAUGUUGGAGGAGCGAGAGACUUCCUGGAACCGCGGAACAGCUCGUUUGAAAACCUUAACAAUGCUUAAAAAAACAAAAAACAGGAAUAUUCCUCAUCUUAACAGGAAAUAAUGAUCCAGUCUUUGUUUUUGUUUUGUUUUGUUUUGUUUUUUAUGAUUUUUCCUCCAACAUGGCGGCACCUCCAUCGUAACCAUCGGCAAACGCUGACCUCACACGCUCAUUAAAUCAAACCUCAUUAAAUCCUUAAAAAGCAGGUCUGUGUAUAAAAACGAUACAAAUUUGUGUAAAAAAAAUGAGAAACGUGUGAGAUCUCCGUGAGACGCGCUGACUCGGCUCAAAGGGGGGAUUUUUCCUCAGUCUAACAUGUUUUUUUUGUUUGUUUUUUUUGGUAUUUUAUUUUGAAACAUCAUCUGUAAGUUGGCAACUGUUGAGUUGUAAGAGUUUUCAGGUGUGUGUGUGUGUGUGUGUGUGUGUGUGUGUGUUUAGCUGACAGUAGCUUGCUUUGUAAAUACAUAGGAAUGACCAGAGGACGCUGUCGUUUUGUUUGGAUUUAUUUAUUUUAUUUGUCUUCUUCAUUUUUUCAGUUUUUUUUUUUUUUUUUUUUUUUGGUUUCAGAGCUCACAAACCAUCCGUCUCUGUACUUUUUUAUAUCUGACAGACAUGGCAACCAGUCUUCCUUGCACAAAAUAAAAACUGGCUCGGCUGAAACUCAAA